AUGGCAGCUGCGGCGUCGGCGGCAGAGGUGCCCAUGGUGCAGCACUCGACGCCAGCCAGGAGGGACCCAGCGCUGCCCGCGAGCCAGUGGAUUAACACGGCCUCAGCAUCGCCGUAUGUGGCCCCCACAACGAAUUCGGCCCCUGCCCAAGCGGAUUGGGGCGACGUCCCCUGGGAGCAGCCCCUCGAGGCGGCCCUUGCUCGGGUCCAGGCGGCGGCGGAGAAUGUUCACUUCCCACACGUGCGCCAGAGGCCGGUCGACGCCAGCCAACGGCGCUCCUCGGUGCCAACGGCGGCCAUGAGAGCCGAGAGGCGACGCAGAGAGGCGUCAGCCCACGACCACCGCCAGUAUGAAGACUACGACCCCCACGCUGGGGCGGCACCACCCCAUGGACGGCGGAGAUCGGGCACAUCUCGCCGACGUACUUCGAGUACAAGCACCGCAAACGGGAACGCCAAAUGGUCAAAGACAUUCAAAGACUCAGCAACGGGCAUGUAUCACUGCCCGAUGUGUCCUGCCCGUUUUGACAAGGCCAACAGUCUCAAGUAUCACUAUGACGACAAACAUGCGGGCGACGUUGGGGAGCUCAGGGAGCAAGUGGCACAGCAGGGGCACGAGAUCUCGUCGUUGCGUCGUCGGGUGGACCGAUUGGAAAAAUCGACCCAUCUCGUGAUUGAAAACGGAAGCCGUCUGGAGGAGCUUUUCAGCAAGGCGGAGGCAUCCCGGGAGUUUAAAAACUUAGCCAGUGACGCCGCGGCGUCGAUCUUACGUGAGCUUAGUGUUCUGACUCGACUGCCCAUGCCUCUCCGGGAAGUGCCACCUGAAUCAUGGCACGCCUCGAACAAUGAACAUGCUGACAUAUGCAUCGAUGCUACUGUGUCUUGGUGGGGGUGGGCCCCCGCCCUUUUGAGUGCCACCCGCUUCGUAGCGCCCAACAAGACCAGAUCCCGGAAAGACGAGACUACAGGAGAGUGGCGUCGGGCGCCGGGGCAUUUUGUUCUAAGACUGGAAUUCGGGGAGGCCUCACUUCCGGUGCAACAGGGAUUGCAGGGAGCGCUGGGGCAGUGGAUCGGGAAGGCGGUGAAAGCCGUUCGUGAGACAGGUGAGGCCUCGUUUAACCUGUACUUGGACAAGACGCCGGAGGAGCUGGAACGUAAGCGUAAGCGGGCAGGAUUGGAUAUGGGAACGUCGUCCACGG
Molecule: messenger RNA, 1198 nt
Organism: Symbiodinium sp. CCMP2592
Lineage: Eukaryota; Dinophyceae; Suessiales; Symbiodiniaceae
Source: the annotation of a GenBank genome assembly